Molecule: messenger RNA, 1869 nt
Organism: Ambispora gerdemannii
Lineage: Eukaryota; Fungi; Glomeromycota; Glomeromycetes; Archaeosporales; Ambisporaceae
Source: the annotation of a GenBank genome assembly
AUGAUUGUCGAAAGCCGAAACUCACGCGACUCGUAUUACUCAUCGAUACUCGAUGACUACGGUUACAAUUCAAGUUCUUCACACGUCGAAAGUGCUACAAAUUUAGUUCCAACGCGGUUCAGCAGCACAAAAGACGCUCACAAACGUCGUCCUUCAUUAAACAUCGCUAAAGUCCGUGACAGUAUCAGUAGUCUAAAACGUCAACCUUCUUAUGAUUUUCCGUCUCCAUCAACGUCAUAUUUUUCCGCGACUAUUUCUCCUCGUGUCGCUAGUCCUCUUGUUAAUAGUUUUAAUUAUAAUAGAGAUUCAAUUGCACAAAAUCUCCCUACUACACCCUCCAAUCCUCCUUCCUAUAUAUUUUCGCAUUAUCAUCAUAGUAGCGAGGAUAGAAGAUAUAGUCUCGGGGCUAGUUCUACUGAAAGUUAUUAUAGUCGACGCAUGCGCAAGGAUUCGAAAAGCACGAAUGAAAUUGGAUUGCAAAACUUAGUGAUUCCUCCUGGUCAUCGAAUAGGCGAUACUCAACAUUUGUCUUCGCCAUCGGGAAGUAGUACAAACGAAGAUAACGGAAUAUAUGACUAUAUUUAUCAAGAGAUGAAUAAAUCAUCUUCUGCCAGUAGCUACGAAGAGGAUAUUUUGAAUUAUUCACAUUCUCUAGGUGGAAAAGGAGCUAUCACUGCACAAAAUUCUUCGUUAACCGCACGAAAAACUAUUCGAAUGAAUCAUAAAAACAACAUGAAUAAUGAUGGACAUCAAGCACCGAUUGAUCCCGAUAGGGAUCAAUAUGGAUUUAAACGAUCUUAUCAAUGGAUCUCACAGAAGGAAUAUGCUGAUUUUGAAUCAAUUUAUUCACGAAUUCAACAACGUCGCAAAGUUAAAUGGGAUGCGUUGUUGACAGAAAAUGGUGGAAAUUUACCUGGAAAAAGCUCUAAAAUCAAGCGUUAUAUCCGUAAAGGAAUUCCACCAUCAUUACGAGGACGUGUAUGGUUUCAUUAUAGUGGAGCCGCGGAGAAGAUGCGAAAUCAACCGGAUCUAUACGAGAAACUUUUACAAAAAGCAGCGGAAGCUCGGACAGAGAACGAAUAUGUAGAAAUAAUCGAGAGAGAUCUUCACCGGACAUUCCCAGAAAACAUCAAAUUCAAAUCUUCGGUAUCCUCCGAUGACGGCUCAUCGCCCACAAUAGACACAGAAAAUGUUCCAAUAAUUCAAUCCUUAAGACGUGUGCUUGUCGCGUUCUCACUUUACUCACCAAAUAUAGGUUACUGUCAAUCACUAAACUAUAUUGCCGGAUUAUUGUUACUUUUCAUGGAAGAGAAACAAGCAUUCUGGACAUUAGUCGCCAUCAUCCACGAUUAUCUCCCCGAGAACAUGUACGAUAUGACAAUGGAGGGUGCUAACGUGGAUCAGGCGGUGCUUAUGAAAUUCAUUAUCGAUAAAAUGCCACAUAUGUGGGGUAAAUUAAGUGCUGGGAUCGGAUGGGAUCCAGAAAAAGUGGACAGCAGUAUGCCGACCAUUACUCUUGUUACGAGUCAUUGGUUUUUGACAUUAUAUAUUAAUAUAUUACCGAUUGAAACGAUGCUUAGAGUUUGGGAUUGCUUUUUUUAUGAGCGUCAUAAAGUAUUGUUUCGUGUUGCUUUGGCGAUUUUUAAAAUUAAUGAGGAGAAAAUUUUGGCUGUAGAUGAUCCUAUGGAAGUAUUUCAAGUAGUGCAGAACAUGCCGAAACGAUUAAUUGAUUGUCAUAAAUUAAUGGAGGUGUGUUUCCGGCGGCGCAAAGUGAUGAUAUCAGAUAUUUCACGGAAGGAGAUAGAUCGCCAACGAGAUUAUUUUCGUGAACGUCGGAAACAACGUUUGGGAAGCAUGUUAAAUAAAUGA